GUGCUCUUUUCUGUACGUAAACGACUGCUUAUCAUUUGCUGCUGUGGUCAGCUCCCAAGCAUUGCGACCGGGAGAGGAGAGACGCUGCACACACACACACACAGGCAGAACAUCGAUGUGCGCACCUUAUUGCGUUUUCUCACCCUUUAUGUUUCUUUGGGACUGAGGCGCAAUCCAACGUGCUAACCUCCCUUCCCUGCUUUGUGGUAUCGAAACAGUAUCAACACAAGCUGGGGUUUGUCUACCUUGCUGUUGCAUUUUCUCUCUUGCUGCUUAUUCUAAUCGUUGUGCUGACGAGUGCGUGUGCUUAGUUUUUUCUUUUUAUUUUUGGAGAGCUCCUUCGCCUUCAUUUCCCAUCUCAUUUGGCGUGCGGUAGUAGCUGGAGGUACCCCUUCGACGAAAGUGCCGCUGUGCCUGUGUGCGUGUGUUCAUCGUACUCCGCUUUCCAUCUGAGGGAGGGAGAACAACACGGAAGUGGAGACGGAGAGAGAGAGAGGGGGAGGGGCGCGGCUGCGAGCACAACACUGUCCUGCCUAUAUCUUUCGCUUCGUCCACCUUCGCUCGUGCGUCUUUGGCGCGAUGCUGCUCAGCAAACAACCGGGUGACACCGGCAUCUACGCCAGUGCCACCUCCACCCAAGUGCGACUCUACUACGUCCUUGACCGCGUCUUACCUUUUGUCGGGGACAUAACGGCUGCGGCGGAGGCGGUGGGGGAGCUGGGCAGUGGCGGCGCAGCAGUACCCGGGUUUCACCUCGACGAGAUCAGCGUUUCCCGCCGCAUCGCUGCCGCGCCGGCGUGCGUGCCACGGGAGCAUCUGCGCAUGUUGUAUCGCCUGACUGCCAACGGCACCGGGGCGAGCCGCCCGGGCGGGGCUUUUCGAGCGGACGAUUAUCCUCCUACCGCCUCCCCGCUUUACCCAACGUCCAGCGUCAGCAACACGCACCGUCAUACUUCUUCUUCUUAUAUCCCUACCUCUGCCGCCGCCGCACUCUUCCAUGAGCACCCGGAGCAGCGACUGCCUGAUGAGGCGUCGUCAGUCCAUCGCUGGGGGUCGCCCCUCAUACCCUUCCACACGGUGCACUGCAGCAGCAGCGGCAGAACGACAGCCACCGUCCACGGCAACGGCGCCGACUCCGCCUUGGGAGGGAAGUACCACAAAUCGACGCAAAAGUGGGCAGCGCCGCCGACGGAAGCGACGGCGAGUGCGCAGGACAGCGGGGUGACCACGGGCCACGCCUUUCCCGUCCCCAUUAACCAUGGCGCCUCUGCGACGGCCGGUGGAAACAUUGAUCCUGUCCCACGUAGUGGACGCUUCGCCAACUCCCCCCACGGCGUCCUUAGCACAUCUGCUGCUGCCGCCGUCCCUACCACCCUCUCCCUGAGCUGCGCGACAGACUGCCUCCUGUUCUUUCUCGCAAGCAGCGAGGGCCACAGCUGGAUUGGCCGCAGCGACGCCACCACCCUCUCGGCGCUGCGUGUGUCGACGUCACUACCGUUGCGCCGGCACGGCGGUACGGAGGCUGGGUUGAACGGAGGCAGCCGGUACACCGGUCUGAACGGUGCCGUCAACGCCGCAUCCUCCUCCUCCCUGCGUCCGCCACGACCUUUCUCGAGCGCCUUUGGCGUGCACGGCAACACGUCGUUCCCCACGCACAGCCUCACCAGCAGCGAGCGCAUGGCAGCCACCCCACCCAACACCGUCGUCGACAGUUCGGUGGUUCCCCACGCCGCGGCUCUCAUCGACUCCGGCAGCGAAGAAGACGAAGUGGUGGCGGAGGAGAACGAUGAGGACGACAGCGUCGACGACGGUGGUGCCGACGCAGCACGGGACACCACUGGCAGGUGUACACACCGUCGCGGCAGCUUCGCCGGUCCCACCGCACGAACCUCUUCGACGGAUGGGCUGGAGGCUUUUCCUGGCGUCCCGCCGACGACGAUGGUACUGCCCGCAGGUCGCACCUUCCCCCGGCACGACCGCACCAUCACCGCCUCCGGGUGGGACCCGCGCAACUCCGCUAUUUUGGCCCUAGGCCGACAGGGCGGCAUCGUGCAGCUCCUCGAUGUGGAGUAUCUGACCGGCUCGGCGGCCAGCACGCGGUGCAGCUCCACCACCAGCUCUGCCGCGACCGAGGACACCGCUGAGCCUCGCAACUCGAAUGUGAAUGGAGCAGCACGUACCGUGACCAGUGGUGGCGGUGGUGGUGGUGCGCGUCUGAUGCCGUACAGCGGAGCUGACCACCUCAGCUGCAGCGUCAUUCAGCAGCGGGAGAUGGUCGGACCCGUGACGGCGCUGGACUGGAUGCCGCAGUCGCACCUGACUGUCGUGGCUGCUCGACGCCGCGACGGGCUGGGCUGCUACGCCGAGCUUUUAGACCUGCGGGCGUCGCAUGACGGGGUAACCUACCUCGGUGCGCCGCCGGAGGUUUUCGGCGUGCCGGUUUGCGCACGCGGGACCGACAGCGCCGCCCCGUCGGUGCUGUGCAGCGCUGAGCACGUCGCCUGCCACCCGUCCCAGCGCUACGUCGCCACCGUCGGCACAUCUCGCAUGCGCGACAUUGUGCAGCUCUGGGACGUCCGCAUGGCCACCCAACCCGUGGCCUAUCAAGUCUACGCUCGCGCCGGCUACACGUCGCUCUGCUGGUGUGCGGCGCAGACAAGUGUGGUGCUGGGCACGACGCGCGACGGCGGCCUGCGCGUGCACCGCUUCAAAGAACUCGCUUCCCACACGGCGACCACCACCAACAGCGGCUCAAGCGGUGCUCACUGGAACACCACCGGGAGUGGGGCGCCGACAGCCGCUGGAAGUGCGAGUCACCGCAGCCGGCGACGCCGUGGCACGAACAGUGGCCCGCAGCACACUUUCACCGCCAGCGCGGGGGAGCCGGAAGCGUUGCGUGAGCGCUGGGGUGUCGGCGCCGGUGGCCACCCACGCAACAACAUCAACAGCUACAACAGCGGCACUGAGGCGGAGGCGGAGGACGACCUCCUCGACGACUCCGGCAGCUUCCGCUCCGGUGCUUCCGUCGAAGGGGCCGGCACGGCGCUUUCAUCGACAACGGAGGGCAGCAACGCGCUGGUGCAGGUGAGCGUGAAGGCGCAAUCGGCGCUGAAGUGCCGCCUGCCCUCCCGCGUCCCCGCCGCGUCGGUGGCGUGGGUGUGUAGGCCUUCCGCGGAGGGGCUCUCUGCCGUUGCGGGAGGGCAGGCAGGUGAGACAGGCGACGUGGCGAGCGCCUCCCCACUGCGCCGAAGCACCCACGGGAAAGGGAGUGCGUCGCGUCGUCGACACUCGGGCGUUGACAGUGAGGAAGACCGGGAUGUGGCGGGUGCGGGCGGCGAGGGCGAGGGCAAGGCAGUGCGCAUCAGCGGUGUCAUGGAGCGCGGAUGCCGUACCGACCUCACGCAGCUACUCCUGUUGAACUCCAAAAACGGCGAGCUCUACGCACAGGUCUUUAACCCACGCGGGAGUACCGUGACGAUUAUGAAUCAGAACGUGGGACUGGUCGGCAGCGGCCCCAACGCCUUUCUUGUGCGAUCCUCCAUGGCGUACAAAACGGCGAUGUACGCGUACGAGGAGGCGGUGAUGCGACAGCUCGAGCGGCAAGCGGUGCUGGCGGCGGCGACGUCGGCAACGGCGGAGAGCGAUGUGCCGUCGUUGUCUAUUGGGCCCACGACAGCGAACAGCGGCAAUGUCGUUGGCUCCGCAGGAGGCACGUCGCCGCUGCUUUCCGGCGGUGCCAACGGUGGUGGUGGCGAUGUCGAGGCGAGCAGCGGCACUGCGGCAGCCGCAGCGCGACGACGGAAGGAUCACCCCGUCGACUUGAUGGGACUCGGACUGCUGGACGAGGAGGACGAAGACGAAGAGGAUGAAGACGAGGACGUGCGAAGUGCCGAUGGCGCAGGCAGCAGCCACCACCACCACAACACAACCACUGCCACAGAUGACGUGAACACAAACGUGGCGGGUGGUCCGCGCGAGCGCCACGCGGAGCGACAGGCCGGUUGCGACGGCAAUCUGAGCUACACCAGCCGGAAUGGGGGAGACGCGGCCGCGGGGCAGAGCUAUGGCGGGACAGCGGAGGUCACGGCCGGGGUCUUGCCCGGCGUGCCCGACCGUGCGACGGUGCAGGCGAAGUUGUUCACUGCGCCGGCCGUCCGUGCCUCGCAGACGCGGCGUGCGGGUCCGGCCCAGGCGGCAAAGACGAUGCCGCAUCGGAGAGAAGAGCCAAGCAACGGAAUGUGCAAUGGGGGACGGGGUGAAACGGGCGCUGCCGCGUCCGAAGACCCGCCAGCCCACAGCGCGUCAGCCCCUUUGACGGGCGCCCCGUCGCGCCCUUCGUCUCCCACCGCAGAGGUGCAAAAGCCGGAAGAUGCGUCGGGACCGGCCAGAGCCGCGUCGUCUCAGGCAACCGUCCCGCAGGAGCUCAGCUACUGUCAGUUCCACCGCGUUGACCGAGCACGGCUCAUCUGGCGCCGCCUGCGUGGUGGGUUUUCGUGUGACCCAAUUCGCAACCUGCGCGUUCUGUUGAACGAAGGCAUUGACCGCGAGGCCUAUUCGGCGUUCUUGUAUGGCUGCUGCGUGUCCAUGCUGCUCUACCCAUCCUCCACCGGCAAAGGCGAUGCCUCAGAGAACCAGGAUGCGACGGACACCCCUGCCACCGCAAAUUUGAGAUCUUCUUUUCCUUUCAUUCUCGGCGCACAACGCGCUGUCCCUGGCAUGCUUGAGCUGCUCGUCUCGGAGCGGCGACUGCGUGCGCAGCUGGGACUGCGAGACAUGCGCUUGACCUCACGGUUCCGUCCCUGUCAGCACAACGCCACGGUGCUGGCAGAGGUGGCGACCUCAAUGGAAACAGAGUCUGUGAGCUCGACGGAGGCGGCGGUCGCGGUCUCAGCAUCUCCGCUAUCUUCCACCGUACCCGCAGCGAUGCGCAGAAACCCACUCAACUUUGCCGCACCGGGGCUGCCGGGGCUGCCGAGCGCGACGGACAGAGUUCAUAAAGGUUUGUCAGGCUUCUUCCACAGGCCCUUCGAGGCUACCGCCGCCACUAUGCAGAGCGGAGGAGGGCGACUGCCCACCCCGGGCUCGUUAGCAGUUGCUGCCCACGUGCACGUCGGUGGUGAUGGUGCAGGCUCGGCUGGACGCGGCGCUGCAGCUGUGACAUCAACGACGCCAAUGCUGCCAGGCUGCACUAGGGUGAAGUCAACGACCACCGGUGGCAGCAGCAUCGUCACGGAGCAGCAGCAGCCGACACACGCGGCCGCGAUGGGCAUGUUGCACCAGCUCAUUUUGCAGUCCAUGGGCUGGCUAGAGCCGCCUGUGCAAUGCAGCGUCGACACGCACGACAAGAGCGCGAGUGGCGGGGUGGGUGAUGGCGGGCCUGUGGGGGAUACAGCGGCGUCGCACAGAGGCCUGGAGGAGGGAGGGGGGGAAGUGCGGCGCACAGCACCGCAACACGCGUCAUCCAGGCAUCCGCCGCGGCACCCUGCCGAAAAGUUUUUUGUUCAAGGUGAUGGUCUUGGCCAGCAAAGUCUUCAGGAAGCGCUGGAGCGCCGCGUGACGGUGCUGGUCCUGCUCGACCGCCUAAAGGACGCCGCAGAGCUGCUGUCCCUGUACAGCACUCACAAUCCACAGUACCCGAGUAUUGCCCUUACGCUUUCCGCGGCACAAGGGCAGACCUCCGCGCUGCUCAACCUGACAGUCCCGGAGAGUCCCGGCGUGACAUUUUGGGCUCAUCUCUUGCUGACCUAUCUGCAGCUGCUCAUGGAUCGGCAACGGCGCGCAGAGUCACAACCGAUAAAUCCCGCGGAGAGUCGAUACGCAGACCAGCGGCAGACGGCGGACGCAUCCGCCGCGGGCACUGCCGCGGAAGAGGCGGAGGAAGUCGUUCCAGUAAAAACGACGACGCCGACGACGACUCGUUUCGACAGGUUAUUUACGGUGCCGGAGCAGAAAGCGGUGGUGCUGCGUCUCCUGCGAGGGCAUCCGCGCCUGGCCACACCUGACAAAGUAGCCCUGGCUGCUGCACUUCUGCUGCCUCCUCAUUACCACGGCGCGCACGUGAACAACCUGAUCGAAGUGCUACAAGUCCUCGUGCACCAACAGUAUCGCGCGUGUGCAGGGCUGGUUAGUGGGACAAGCACCGGCUGCGGCGCCGCACCGCCCUCCAACGCGCCGAUACCGACUGACUCUUCACCUUCACCGCCCGUGGCACGGACGCAGCGGCAUGUUGACGGGAAGCGUGCUCUGCCGUCCUCUGCGGUGGUCCCCGCAUCUACGCCCCUUAACGUUUUUCACGCGCCGCGACCGCAAGGCCGCCCGAUAGCCCAGGAAGGUCACCUCGCCGACGUCUUUGCAGCGGGGGCGGGGGGCGCGGUGGACCAUUUCGCCCCCAUCUGCGGCUGCUCGCUGCUGCUCGUGACGGCGGUGGAGGCGGCGAGCACCGACUGCCGUGCCUUGCAGCGGUACGUUGACGAGGCCGGCGACACGCAGACGACGCUGUGCUACAUUGCGGUCUUUGGCAAUAUCACCUCCUCAACGUUUCGGCUAUGGCGCGAGGCGUACCGGCGGCAACUGAAUGAACUCGGCCUCUCCCUGUGGCGUAGUCAGUUGGACCUGCAGUGCGUCAAGCUGGCGCGGGCGCGCGAGGGAGCGGGGGGCGGUGCGUCGUGGGUGGGUGGGGUGGGCGGCAGCGGCGGGGCAGCAGGGAUCGGCCCCGACGCCGAGGACGGCCGCAAAAGUGGCGGCGCGGGAGCCCGGAUGCCGGGUGUGCGCGGCGGUGUGAGUGGCGUCGACAGUGCCGGCCCGCCCAGCGCCACAGGUGCCGCGGCGACGCUAUUCCACUCCGGUAUGCCGGUGCCGAAAAGAGUUCCCGCUGUCCUUGGGGCGCUGGGAGGAGACAUGAGUGCGGCCCCAGCUUCUUCGGCAGCGGCGAUGAUGUCGACGCAGACUGCCAUGAUGAUGAAGCGAACACUGAAAGGGUUUGCUCAGACCACGGCGACCUCGACGAUCGAGCGGGACCGGUCGAUGCGGGAGGCUGCUGCUGCCGUGGGCACCGAAAGCGCUGACGUCGCGAACGACCGUCAUCGCAGCGUCGAACUGCGCUGCAACUGCGGACAGGCGAUGCACGCCACCGCGCUCGGAAAAAGCUCCGUGUCUGCGAUGGUGUCGACCAACUUUAUUCGCAGGCAGCUAAUCCCCUGCGGUAAUCCCGAGUGCCGGCAGUGGCAGACGCCGAUGUGCACCGUCUGCGGUGAACGCAUGGAGCACCGCGCGACGGAGCUACCGCCCGAGCGCUUCUUCGCCUGGUGCAGCGUCUGCUUGCAUGGCGGACACGCGUGCCACUUACGCGAGUGGUUCGGUAAGCACACAAAGUGCCCCGUCGAGAACUGUCCGUGCACGUGUUGCGACAACGCACUUAACACACACACGUCGGUUCCCUCUUGA
This is a messenger RNA of Leptomonas pyrrhocoris, 7443 nucleotides long. RefSeq lists its product as hypothetical. Bases 580 to 7443 code for a protein of 2287 amino acids. The transcript has a single exon. Gene Ontology annotation, cellular component: cytoplasm. NCBI's taxonomy places the organism in Eukaryota, Euglenozoa, Kinetoplastea, Trypanosomatida, Trypanosomatidae. Gene Ontology annotation, molecular function: protein binding. The record is from RefSeq and is a predicted model, not a curated record.